Messenger RNA from Triplophysa dalaica, 4292 nucleotides. RefSeq names its product TBC1 domain family, member 10C (gene tbc1d10c). The transcript is spliced from 10 exons. The coding region runs from base 115 to 4284 and encodes 1389 amino acids. NCBI's taxonomy places the organism in Eukaryota, Metazoa, Chordata, Actinopteri, Cypriniformes, Nemacheilidae. The record is from RefSeq and is a predicted model, not a curated record.
CAAACCUGUAGAAACACAUGCACGCAAACUACAUGACAGCGGAAGUCUUUCUCAGUGUCUUCCCCUCCCAUCAAAGGAUAACUGUACCUUUCAUUUUGACAGAAUCGUGAAGGGAUGUCUGUAAAGAUGGACAAGGAUGAGGAGGGGGAUUCUGGUUCAGGAGUUGCAGUCAUAGAGACCAAUCGCUUCGGCUUUAUUCUAGGUAAUGGAGAGACUGACAGUGAUGCUCCAUGUCCUGAGUUAGUUAGACAUCGAGAGAUAAAGUGGCUCGGCCUCAUUAAACAAUGGGAUCAAGUAAUGGAGAAAAAGAACAACAAGGUCAAAGGUCAAUGUCAGAAGGGCAUCCCAACAUCUGUCAGGGCUAGGUGCUGGCCACUGCUCUGUGGUGCUUUGGGCAGAAUGAAACAAAAUACAAAACUCUAUGAACGCCUGGUUGAAGCUCCAGAUCAGCAGGGAUGGACAGAUAUCAUCAAAAGAGACACAGAUAGACAAUUCCCCUUCCAUGAGAUGUUCCUGUCAAAAGAUGGCCAUGGUCAGCAAAACUUGCUUCAGGUUCUGAAAGCGUACACUCAAUACAAACCAGAAGAGGGUUACUGUCAGGGACAGGGACCAGUGGCAGCUGUACUUCUCAUGAACAUGCCAGCUGAGGAGGCGUUUUGGUGUUUGGCACAGAUUAGUGAGCACUACCUUCCUGGUUACUACAGCCCUCUAUUGGAAGGUGUUCUUUUCGAUGCUGCUGUUCUCUCAAGUGUGUUAAAAAAAUUGUGUCCGGCUGCAAACAAACACUUACAGAAUCAGGGGGUGGAGCCUCUCAUGUUUGCCACUGAUUGGUUAAUGUGCCUUUACAGCCGCCACCUGCCAUUCAACACACUUCUCAGAGUCUGGGAUCUCUUCUUUUGCUAUGGUGUGCGUGUGUUAUUUCAGGUUGCUGUGGUGCUGGUGCGGCGAUGUCUCGGAGAAGGACGACAGCGUAAAGAAUGUGAUGGGCAGAUGGAAACCCUGGAGGUUCUGCGUGGGGUUAAACAGCGUGUUCAAAAUGAUCCGACUGACGCCUUUAUUCACGAGAUAUGUUCUGUGGCGUUAUCAUCGACGGACCUGCAAAAACAAAUAGAUAAAGAGAUGGAGAAAUGGAAAAAAGAAAGACCGGACUCGACCUUUGAUCCUCGAGGCCGCUGUCAUGGAUACCGCAUGGCCUGGGAGAGAGUGCAGAAUAAACCAAUGGAAAACGAAAAGAAGGACAGAGUAAAAGUGAGCCUGACCCUUCCUCUGAUGCGUUCACAUUCCUCUCUCUCUCCUUCUGGUCUGCGCAAGAAAUGGAGAAAGAGACAAAGCAAAACUGACACAGAGGAGUGGGACGGAGGGGGGAGAAAGUUCUCGCAGGGUAUGUUGGAAGAGAGCGAUGAAGGGAUGAGGAGGAAAAGUGUGUGUGGUGUCGUUGGGGAGCAGAGAGCCAAACAGGACAGACUAGCAGAUGAGCUCCACACGCACAAACAGAAAGAUCACACCAAAGACGUUAACAUCUCAGUGGUGGUGACCUCGUGCGUUGACUAUGAUGUUUUCGAGGAAGAACAUAUAGAGACAGCGUGUGUGUCGCAGAUGCAAAGUGUGAUGGAGACAGAUUCUAGAUGCGAGGAUAAGUUACAUACACAUAGAGAUAAUCAUGAGGAAGAUACAGAAAGUCCUCUGAACCAACAAAAAGAGAACUCACCUGAAGGACAAGAUCAACGUGAUGCAGAAAAAACAGCUGCAUGUGGUGUGGUGGAGAGUAAAGAGACACAUAAUCAUGAGCCGAUAUCGAAAGGAGAGACAUGUCAAGGUGAACCCAUAUCGGAAAGAGAGACAUGUGAAGAUGAACCAAAAUCUGAAAGAGAUAAAUCGAUAUCGGAAAGAGAGACAUGUGAAGAUGAACCAAAAUCAGAAAGAGAUAAAUCGAUAUCGGAAAGAGAGACAUGUGAAGAUGAACCAAAAUCAGAAAGAGAUGAAUCGAUAUCGGAAAGAGAGACAUGUCAAGAUGAACCGAUAUCGGAAAGAGAGGCAUGUAAAGACAGAUCAAUAUCGGAACAACGGACGUGUCAAGAUGAACCAAUAUCGGAAAGACGGACGUGUCAAGAUGAACCAAUAUCGGAAAGAGAGACAUGUCAAGAUGAACCGAUAUUGGAAAGAGAGACAUCUCAAGGUGAACAAAAAUCAGAAAGCGAGACAUGUGAAGAUGAACCCAUAUCCAAAACAGAUACAUGUGAAAGUGAACCAAAAUCAGAAAGAGAUGAACCGAUAUCAGAAAGAGAAACGUGUCAAGAUGGUCCCAUAUCAGAAACAGAGACAUGUGAAGAUAAAAUGAUUUCAGAAACAGACACAUGUCAGGAUGAACAAAAAUCAGAAAGAGAGCCAAGCUGGAAAGAUGAACAGAACAUAGAAAAGAAAGAAAACCAAAAUGAACUAAAUGAGGAAAUUAGGAUAACGUCGAUAACUUCAGACUUAUGCAAAGAAAACAUACCAACAACAGAGACAUCACAUGGAAACUAUGAUUUACAAAAGGACAUACAGAACCACUCUGGUAAACAGGAAGAGGAAAUACAGUCAGAUGGCAACAAUCUGAAAGAUGAAAUUCAAACAGGGGGCUGUAAACCAAAAGGAGCUGAAAACGAGAAACCUGCUUCGCAAAAAGUCUUAAUACCUGAAAACACCCAUGAAGUGGAGAAAAGUAUACAAAACCAGCAUAACACCCUUGAGACAGAAGAACAGACAUACUUCCAAGAAGACUCAAGAACUCAAUCAUACAGCGUUGAACAUGAAGAAGACGUACAUUUAAAAAAACAGAAAGGAAACACAGAAACCAUUGGUGAGAGCCAUACUGAUGUAGAGAAAGCAAGAGUUCAGCGAGGUGUGGUCAGUGAUGUACAGAUCCCAGAGGAUAGAGAGAUAACAGAGCACUCAAACAGCACAAGAGAUGAUAAUACAGGAAGUGAGGAAAACACAAAGGAAAUAAGCCUAGAUGAUAGAGAUUGUGACAAUCAUAAAGCUAGCAAAGAGAUGACGCAAACAUGUGAGACAGUGCUAACAUCAUCCUCUGUGAAAACAGAAAGUGAAUUCACUUUUCAGAGUUUAGAUCGUCCUGUACAGCAAUUUCAAUCCAGUGACCCAGAGACCAAUAACAGUCAUUUGGAGUCAGAAGAAGUGGAAGUUACAUCGAGUGCUGCCGAACUCCCUAAUUCUCAAGUAGAGGAAACAAAAGUGGCAUCUGAAGACGGUGACAUGGAUACAGCCGCUGUUGCAACACAUGAUAGUGUGCUCAGCCCAGAAAACAGUGCAGGAAUCAAGACAGCUCUAUCUGAAAACUCUAAAUCUUGUGAGGUUAUUUCUAAUGAAAAAUCAAGCAACCUUGAAAACAAGGGAGAGUUUGGAGCAUGUACAUCUGGUGACCCAGAAAACAAUGACAAUGUUGGAAUAGACAAGGACCAACUUAAAGAUGAAUCUGGGAACCUAGAGAGCAAUGAAGUGCAUGUUACAGCUCAAUCUGGAAAAUAUGUCAACGUGCAUGUUAAAGCUGAAUCUGGCCAUGCGGGGAACAAUACAGGAGAGGGAUCUGGCAACCCAAGAUGUGAUGAUUCUGCUGGAUUUGGCAACGAUUGUGACAGUCAGUUAGAUUCCACAUCUUCAAGUACACCUUCCAAAACCCCAAACACCCCACCAGCUCACCUCUGUUUGCGCAGGAUGUCCAGCUCACGGACAUCCUAUCCCACAAUCCUCUCUGAGGACACCUUUAGAGAGCCAACGCAGAUGAGCACUGAUCACAUCUCAAAAGAGACAAACACACCAAUGACAGAUGUGUCAUCUCCACUUAUAUGUCAACCUGAAAAGAAAAACACAUCUAAACCAGAAAACACACAAGAGACUCAGCCCAAAUCAGACACGCAGACAAAAACAAGCACUCCUAAACGCCUGGGACUGUUCCGCCGCCUCCGUGGAGAUACCAAUAAAACCCCUGUCCCUAAAAUCCUCAUUCAGGACUUUAGCGAUAAAGAGGAGCAGCUGACCUCAAAGGAGAGGAGACGUCGAAAGAGAGAGCAGGAGAGAAAAGAGAGGGAGGAGAAAGAGAGAAAGAAACGAGAGAAAGACAAGGAAAAGGACAAACAAAGAGAGAGGAAGAAGCCUCAGACGAGAGGGAAGAGCUUUCAGGUGCUCAACAGGAAGUGCGGCAAAAAUGACGUGUCCUCUGGGAGCGGUGACCCCCAGGUGGUUCACUGCCGGAGAAAUUCUGCCCCAUUUGCAGACAGCUACUUUUAAACAGUCAG